UCUAUUGUUUUUCGCAGUGGGAAUCCACACACGUCACCAGUACAGCACAACCCCCAGGGCGUCCUUCCUCUUGUUAGCCAUCCACUUUACUUGCACUUCUCGCUAUUACUCAUAAUGGACCCGCUCAACUCGACCCUGUCGCCUGCAUGCACCAAGCUGCUGCACGAGAAAACGCGGCGGCGGCUGACGUUCUCGGAGAUCUCCAGGCACCUGGGCCACGACGAGGUGUGGACGGCAGCGCUGUUUUACGGGCGCGCAACGCCGACGCUCAAGGACAUCCACUUGCUGGCGGACCUUCUGAAUCUGUCGCCAGAGACACUCGAGGAGGACUUCAAGACGGCCGGGCCGCCGCAGCGCGAGGUUGCGGUAGCAGCAGGCACGACAACCGACCCGGUGCUGUAUCCGUUCCAGGAGGCAAUCUCGCUGUACGGCCCGGCGGUGCGAUCGGUGAUUGUCGAGAAGCUCGGCGACGGCGCCGUCAGCGCACCGCACAUGAAGGUGCGCGUGGAGCGCGUGGCGCGCGGCAAGACGGCCGAUGUGCGGCUGGUGCUGGAGUCGAAGUACGUGGCGUACCAGAGCUGGUAGGGAUUUAAU
Messenger RNA from Linderina pennispora, 594 nucleotides. RefSeq names its product Cyanase. The coding region runs from base 115 to 585 and encodes 156 amino acids. The transcript has a single exon. Gene Ontology annotation, molecular function: DNA binding; cyanate hydratase activity. The record is from RefSeq and is a predicted model, not a curated record. Lineage: Eukaryota; Fungi; Kickxellomycota; Kickxellomycetes; Kickxellales; Kickxellaceae.